Messenger RNA from Mycetomoellerius zeteki, 2502 nucleotides. Its product is annotated as glucose dehydrogenase [FAD, quinone]. The coding region runs from base 407 to 2311 and encodes 634 amino acids. Lineage: Eukaryota; Metazoa; Arthropoda; Insecta; Hymenoptera; Formicidae. Gene Ontology annotation, molecular function: flavin adenine dinucleotide binding; oxidoreductase activity, acting on CH-OH group of donors. The transcript is spliced from 2 exons. The record is from RefSeq and is a predicted model, not a curated record.
CUGAAUGCGCACACAUCGAAUAGUAUUAAUGUUUCCGUACUAUCAUAUAAUACUCCAAAAGUACUAUCCCAAUCAUUCUCAUCGUUCUACAUCAAAGAGGAAGUCUUCCAAGGUCUUUAAGAGACUCAGAGAGAAUACAUGAAGCAUAGAAAUUUCUCACCGGAAGUUACGAAAUUGGAAUUAUCCUAUAGCGAUUACAGAACAAAGUAGUAUGGAAGCGAUUCAUCGAAAUCAAUGGAAGCGUCAUAAAAGAUAUAAACAUCGACGUGUCCUUCAAUGUUCGCGAGACUGAAAUCUAUAAAGCCUCUAUUACAACAUUCCAUUACGACAAGCAAUGAAAUUCAAUGAUACAGCGAUAUUAAACUAAAGAUAAAAAUUCGCAAAGCAGGGUUAUAUUUUCAUCAAAAUGGUUUUCAGUGCAAUAGUAGUGACGUCAGCCUUGAAGAGCGCUAUCGGUAUAAUGGGUACAGGUUUAUGGCUCGUACCAUUAUUAAUCGCGGGUCUUUCUUACUAUCGUUACGAUCAACUGGAUCCUGAAAGUCGACUCAUCGACAGGCACCCUCUCUACUCUGAUUACGAUUUUAUUAUCAUUGGAGGCGGAUCGGCUGGGGCGGUAAUUGCCAGUCGACUAUCGGAAAUACCAAACUGGAAUGUGCUAUUGUUAGAGGCCGGCCCAGAUGAAAACGAGAUUACAGACGUGCCAUCUCUGGCUGCAUACUUGCAGUUGACCACGUUGGAUUGGAAGUACAAGAUUGAGGCUACAGGUAAAGCUUGCUUGGCUAUGAAGGGCGGCCGUUGUAAUUGGCCGAGAGGAAAAAUUAUUGGCGGAAGCAGUGUUCUUAACUACAUGCUAUAUGUGCGUGGUAAUAAACGAGACUAUGAUCAUUGGGAGUCGCUCGGUAAUUCCGGUUGGGGAUACGACCAAGUUCUUUACUACUUCAAAAAAUCGGAAGACAAUCGGAAUCCAUACUUGCGGAGAAGUCCAUAUCACGCGACUGGUGGCUACCUAACGGUACAGGAAUCGCCAUGGAAGACUCCCUUAGUGGUCGCUUUUGUUCAAGCAGGCGUUGAAUUGGGAUAUGAAAACAGAGACAUAAAUGGUGAAAAGCAGACAGGAUUUAUGAUAUCUCAAGGAACUAUUCGAAGAGGAAGCAGAUGUUCCACCGCGAAGGCUUUCUUGCGGCCUAUACGAUUACGUAAGAACAUUCAUACAGCUAUGAACAGUCACGUGACGAGAAUCGUGAUCGAUCCGUUAACUAUGAAAGCGACUGGCGUCGAGUUUGUUAGGAAUGGUCGCAGACAGAUAGUGAGAGCACGCAAGGAGGUGAUUUUGUCAGCAGGUGCCAUUAACAGUCCUCAAAUUUUGAUGCUGUCAGGGAUCGGACCGAAAGAACAUCUACAACACGUUGGUAUUCCUGUUAUCAAAGAUCUUCAAGUCGGCGAAAAUCUUCAGGAUCAUGUAGGAAUGGGCGGUUUGACAUUUUUGAUUGAUAAACCAGUCGCUAUAGUUCAAGAUCGUUUUCAGGCGGUUCCGAUGAUGAUGCACUACGUGGUCAACGGCCGAGGUCCCAUGACGACCUUGGGUGGCGUUGAAGGUUACGCCUUCGUAAAUACAAAGUAUGCCAAUCAUUCUAUCGAUUAUCCGGACGUGCAAUUCCACGUGGCACCAGCCUCCAUUAAUUCCGACGCGGGCGUACAAGUUCGGAAAGUUUUAGGGUUAACGGACGAAGUAUACAACACCAUCUACAGACCAAUUAGCAAUCGAGACGCCUGGACCAUCAUGCCUCUUCUGUUAAGGCCCAAGUCUCGUGGCACUAUACGUUUAAGAAGUUCCAAUCCUUUUCACCAUCCUAUUAUCAAUGCGAAUUACUUUUCCGAUCCUAUGGAUAUUGCCAUCCUGGUGGAAGGUGCGAAGCUUGCGAUCAAAGUCAGCGAGGCAAAAGUCUUUAAACAAUUUGGCUCGAGACUUCAUCGCAUUAAGCUGCCGGGAUGCAAACACCUCAAAUUUGGCACUGAUGCUUAUUGGGAAUGUCAUAUUCGACAUAUUUCUAUGACGAUAUACCAUCCUGUAGGGACCGCUAAAAUGGGUCCGCCGACAGAUCCUACAGCCGUAGUGGACCCUAGAUUGCGGGUUUAUGGUGUCGCGGGUCUUCGAGUUAUCGAUGCGUCUAUCAUGCCGACGAUAUGCAGCGGUAACACAAACGCUCCUGUCAUUAUGAUCGGUGAGAAAGGUGCUGACCUCAUUAAACAAGAUUGGCUACCACCUUCGACAAUUAAUCAUGAAAUUAAACGCAAGCUCAAAAGGAGCUAAGAAAAAAGUGGAUUCGAUCCGAAAUGUAUUAUAAUGUAUAAGGAUUCUCUCUCAAUUUGUUUGCAAGCGUAUCGCAUAGGAGCGAUUAUUCCUAAAUGGGAAAGAAAGAAAGAAAGAAGACUGUCAAAGAUGUUCAGAAAUUUUAAACUGUAAGGGCUCGUACAAACGAGUGAUUUUAUAGUGCCACAAUU